CGAGGCCUUCUUGCCUAGGUUGUAAAGCUCUUUGGCUGAGAUGGGUGACAACGACGAGGACAAAGAACUGAAGCAGAAAUUAAGCUUUUCCUCUUGUGAGGAAGAGCAUGAGAACGAAGGACAGAAGGAAGCCCAGGAGAGCAAAGAGGCCCAGAGCCAAACCCCAGAGAAGUCUGGAGUUCAGGAUUCAGGAUGUGUCCAGGAGGCAGAGCUUACACCUCUCAGAACUCCCCUUAGUAACGUGCGUGACCUCAACACAUUUCAGGAAAAAGACCAAGCGAGUCCGGGUCAGGGUCUGAGGACUCCAGUGUCACACUCUCUCACACGUCCUGAAACCCCAGCCCCACCAGACAAGGGCAAGCCGCCAUGCUGCGAGAGCCCCUUCACUCCCAAAGGCCAGGUGAGCCAGCCGGUGAUCUCUUCAACAGGGAAGCUCCCCUCCCGAAGCUCUAAGCAUCUGAAGCUCACACCUAGUCCCUUCACCGAUGAGAUGACCUCACUCGCUCUGGUCAAUAUUAAUCCCUUCACUCCGGAGUCCUAUAGAAAACAAUUCCUUAAAUCCAAUGGCAAGCGGAAAACCCGAGGCGACCUUGAGGAAGCUGGUCCAGGAGAAGGCAAGGUAGAACAAGGGCUGCCUGCCAAGAGAUGUGUUCUACGAGAAACCAACAUGGCUUCCCGCUAUGAAAAAGAAUUCUUGGAGGUGGAAAAAAUCGGGGUUGGGGAAUUUGGUACAGUCUACAAGUGCAUUAAGAGGCUGGAUGGAUGUGUUUAUGCAAUAAAACGCUCCACGAAACCUUUGGUAGGAUCAUCAGAUGAGAAUUUGGCUAUGCAUGAAGUUUAUGCUCAUGCAGUGCUUGGGCAUCACCCCCAUGUGGUACGUUACUACUCUGCAUGGGCAGAAGAUGACCACAUGAUCAUUCAGAAUGAAUACUGCAAUGGUGGGAGCUUGCAAGCUGCUAUAUCUGAAAACACAAAGUCUGGCAAUCAUUUCCAAGAGUGCAAACUCAAAGACAUCCUUCUACAGAUUUCCCUUGGGCUUAAGUACAUCCACAGCUCUGGCAUGGUGCACCUGGACAUCAAACCUAGUAACAUCUUCAUAUGUCAUAAGAUGCAAAGUGACUCUCCAGUAGUCCCAGAAGAGAUUGAAAAUGAAGCUGAUUGGUUUCUCUCUGCCAAUGUGAUGUAUAAAAUUGGUGACUUGGGUCAUGUGACAUCAAUAAGCAAGCCCAAAGUGGAAGAGGGAGAUAGUCGCUUCCUGGCUAAUGAGAUUUUGCAAGAGAAUUAUCAGCACCUUCCUAAAGCAGACAUAUUUGCCUUGGGAUUGACCGUUGCACUGGCUGCGGGAGCAGAGUCAUUACCUACCAACGGUGCUGCGUGGCAUCACAUCCGAGAGGGGAACCUUCCAGAUAUGCCUCAGGAGCUCUCCAAAGAAUUUCACCAACUACUCAAGAACAUGAUCCACCCCGAUCCAGCAGAGAGACCUUCUGCAGCAGCUCUGGCCAAAAGUCGAGUUCUCUGUCCCUCCCUGGGGAAAACAGAAGAGCUUCAGCAGCAGUUGAACUUGGAAAAGUUCAAGACAGCCACACUGGAAAGGGAACUGAAAGAAGCCCAGCAGGCCCAGUCCCCCAAGGAAUGCCACAGUGUCCCUGGGGUCUCUGGGACCCCCACGGGAUCAAGAAGCACCAAACGCCUGGUGGGAGGAAAGAGUGCCAAGUCUUCAAGCUUCACCUGGGGGCAGUCUUCCCCAUAAGAACUCCUUUCACACCAACUCACCUUUUAUCCCCAAAAUAGAUACCAACUGUGUCAACCUUUCUCUUGUAAAGGGAGAAACUAACAGACUUGGGUGCCCAAAGAUUUCAAAAGCCACUCCUAAUUUAGCAUUUUUAGCCAAGAUCCUACAGCUAUCAAGACUUCCUAGCAGCAAUGGUUGUAGGUACUAUCAUUGGUAGCCAUUUCUCUUCUCUCUUGCUACAUUCCUAACACCACCUGCCAACAGUUCAUUCACUUCUCAGAUGUGUUGAUGCACAAUGGGAAAGCAUGGACCUCUGAACUGAAAGCAGCCCUUUGUGCAGCCUGUGGACUAUGGGGCUGCCUACCUACCUAUCAAGGAUCCCAGGGACUCUCCAGGCAAACAGAAAGGAAUUCAAUUUCGUUUUGAGUUGAGGUAACAGCUUACAAGAAAGUGUGCCUGGAUUUCAACAACAUUUCCCAGGUUAGAUGAUUUUAUUCCUCAAGGAGUUUUCAGCCACUUUGAGCAAGUAGUUUUCCUACUGCGUUCUCUGAAUGGAGCCAAUCCCUUUCUCUGAUAUUGUAUUUAUUAAGUAAAUGACUUCACCAUCAUAUGAGGUGGGUAGAAAUAAGACUCUACAUAACUUCAAAUUUCUGAGCUGGCUAUUAACUUGUGGAACAAAACCACUGGGUAGAGGGUUCAAGGGAAAUUUGAUGUGGUUUGUUGUCCCUCAAUCUAUUUGCUUUGAGCCUCUUGUAACUGUUAUAACUGGUUCUGAUUCUCUGGCUGUCACCAAUUUCUCCUUGAUUUUAACAGAAGUUGGCUUUGCUUCCUGUGAUUUAACUUAU
Molecule: messenger RNA, 2577 nt
Organism: Balaenoptera acutorostrata (minke whale)
Lineage: Eukaryota; Metazoa; Chordata; Mammalia; Artiodactyla; Balaenopteridae
Gene: WEE2
Product: WEE2 oocyte meiosis inhibiting kinase
Exons: 11
Coding region: 41-1750 (569 amino acids)
Biological process (GO): regulation of meiosis I; mitotic cell cycle; protein phosphorylation
Cellular component (GO): nucleus
Molecular function (GO): magnesium ion binding; ATP binding; non-membrane spanning protein tyrosine kinase activity
Source: RefSeq, a predicted model, not a curated record